AUGGGCCGCUCCUUUACAGCGGCGCCUGUUCGGGUUCUGCUCGCGCCGCCGCUCCUGCUCCUCCUCUUCUUGCUCGGCCUCCUCCGACCUGCGGCUGCCAAUGUGGGGGACUCCUGCUCCACGAGCGCGGACUGCGGCGCCGGCCAGUGGUGCUUCGACUGCGAGCCCAAGUUCUCCGGCUCCCACUGCGUCCGCUCCGCCGCCACCAACCCCUUCCAGCUCAUUAACAACUCGUUGCCGUUCAACAAGUAUGCCUAUCUCACGACGCACAAUUCAUAUGCCAUCGUCGGGGAGCCUUCGCACACCGGAAUCCCACGCGUCACUUUCGACAACCAGGAGGAUACGGUCACUGAUCAGUUGAAUAACGGAGUCCGGGCACUGAUGCUCGACACAUAUGACUUCAAAGACGACGUAUGGUUGUGCCAUUCAAGUGGAGGCAAAUGCAACGACUUCACCGCAUUCGAACCUGCACUGGACACUUUCAAGGAGAUCGAGGCAUUCCUUUCGACAAAUCCGUCCGAAAUCGUCACGAUAAUCCUGGAAGACUACGUUCACACGACCAAUGGACUAACAAAUGUGUUCAAUGCCUCUGGUCUGUUCAAGUACUGGUUCCCGGUGUCAAAAAUGCCGCAGAACGGUCAGGACUGGCCUCUUGUCAGCGACAUGGUCGCGAGCAACCAGCGCCUCCUGGUGUUCACCUCCAUCAGCUCGAAGCAGAGUACAGAAGGCAUUGCUUACCAGUGGAAUUUCAUGGUUGAGAAUAAUUAUGGUGAUGAUGGGAUGGAUGCUGGGAAAUGCUCAAACCGUGCUGAGUCUGCUCCUCUCAAUGACAACACUAAAUCGCUGGUCCUCAUGAACUACUUCCCAUCGGUCCCUGUGAAGUUCACAGCAUGUCUGCAGCAUUCCCAGAGUCUUGUUGACAUGAUAAAUACAUGCUAUGGCGCAGCAGGGAAUCGAUGGGCUAAUUUUAUCGCAGUUGAUUACUACAAGAGAAGCGAUGGAGGCGGUGCAUUCCAGGCCACAGACUUGCUCAAUGGUAAACUGUUAUGCGGGUGCCAGGACAUCAGGGCAUGCUCGCUACAUGAAUUCAACCCCUUCUGUUUUGGCAUUUGCAGCAAGGUUCUGGUGUAG
Miscanthus lutarioriparius is the source of this 1131-nucleotide messenger RNA. The record is from the annotation of a GenBank genome assembly. Lineage: Eukaryota; Viridiplantae; Streptophyta; Magnoliopsida; Poales; Poaceae.